AUGGAGUCGAAACCUGGUGAUCUCGCGGGACUGGCAGAGUCUUUGACAAAAGCUACGCUUAACGAAUCAAGUACAGCUUCUGAAACGCAGGCCGGGGAUGCUGCUGCAGGGUGGGAGGAUGUUCCAGAUCCGGACGAGGAUGAUUUAGAUGAUUUAGAUGAUAUGCUCGAUGAGUUCAACACUGCGAAACCAGAAACGAAAGCACCAGCGCCAGCCUCCACAACAACAACCUCCGGUCCUGGCAGGCCGUCCGUUGAAGAUGAUCCUCUUCUUGGCGGUGGUGAAGGACUAUCCGACGAUGAUUUCGCAAAGCAAUUACAAGCAGGUAUGGCGGAACUCAUGGGAGAACUCGAGACGUCGCCAGAAAUGCAAGCACAGUUUGAGAGUAUGUUGAAGGAGAUGGGUGGGCUCGGAGAGACGGGACCAGCGCCUCCACCACCAUCUGCGCCAAAACCCGGAUCGUCGAAGAGCAAAACAACUGCUGGGUCCGCUGGCGAGGAAUCGUUUCAGGAGACAAUCAAGAAGACAAUGGAAAGGAUGCAAGCUUCGGGUGACCAGGCAACGGCUGCAGCUGCAGAGGAUAAUUCGGAUGAUUUACUUUCAGAGAUGAUGAAGGCUAUGGCUGGUGGAAUGGAUGGUGACGGCAGUGAGGAAGAUUUCUCGAAAAUGCUGUUGGGUAUGAUGGAGCAAUUGACUAAUAAGGAGAUAUUAUACGAGCCCAUGAAGGAAUUGGAUGACAAAUUCCCGGCAUGGUUGGAGAAGAACUCUGCUAGUACGCCUGCGGAUGAUUUGAAGCGGUACAAGGAACAACAAGUUUUUGUGAGGGAGAUUGUGGCUAGAUUCGAGCAAAAGACGUACAAGGAUGAGAAUGCUGCGGACCGGGAGUAUAUUGUGGAGAGGAUGCAAAAGAUGCAAGCGGCAGGAUCACCACCUGCGGAUCUUGUUGGAGAUAUGGCUGCCGCCCAAGAAGCGUUCGGGGCACCAGAAGAAGGUUGCCCAACACAAUGA
Sclerotinia sclerotiorum 1980 UF-70 is the source of this 1008-nucleotide messenger RNA. RefSeq lists its product as hypothetical. Bases 1 to 1008 code for a protein of 335 amino acids. Gene Ontology annotation, biological process: protein import into peroxisome membrane. The transcript is spliced from 3 exons. The record is from RefSeq and is a predicted model, not a curated record. Gene Ontology annotation, cellular component: peroxisome; peroxisomal membrane. NCBI's taxonomy places the organism in Eukaryota, Fungi, Ascomycota, Leotiomycetes, Helotiales, Sclerotiniaceae.